ACUUGGUGCCAAGGACAGCGAAGAUUGGUUAAAUUUCUCGAGCGAAGAAAAUGAUUGGACCAUAUAUAUCCCAGGGCAGCUCUGAAUGAGUAGGAUCAUGAGUGACAGAAGCUGCUGAUGCUGUUGACCAUUGGUGUUCUUCAGAUUACCAGCAUCUGGAUCUAGUGUUAAUGAAACAGAUGUGACAAGUUAUGUUUUAAGAGACGGGCUGAAUUACACGUUUUACGGAACAACUUGCUGCAGAUUCAUUGGGGUGUGUGAGUACAUGGUGUGAUGGCAGCCUUUAGCAGACAGGAGUUCUUCCAAGAGCUUGCAGAGGGCUGCCUGCUGCCCACAGCUCAGCAGGGCCUGGAACAGGUGUGGCAGCUUUUGGUCAUCUGUCUGCUCUGUCGACUCCUCUGGAUGUUGGGUCUCCCAUCCUAUGUAAAGCACCUAAGCACAGUUGUAGGAGGUUUUUACACCCUCUACUUGUUCUUUGAGCUCCACAUGGUGUGGGUGGUGCUGCUCAGCCUUCUCUGCUACCUCAUCCUCUUCCUGUGCCGACACUCCAGCUGUCGAGGCUCCUUCAUAUCAAUCACUGUGCUCAUAUACCUGCUGCUGGGAGAGUUGCAUAUGAUGGACACCACCACCUGGCACAAAAUGAGAGGUUCCCAGAUGGUUGUUGCGAUGAAGGCCAUAUCUCUGGCCUUUGACCUGGACAGGGGCGUUGUGACCAAUGUGCCAUCACCUAUAGAGUUCAUGGGCUAUAUCUAUUUUGUGGGAACUGUCAUCUUUGGUCCCUGGAUCAGCUUCAAUAGCUACAGAGAGGCCUUAGAAGGGCACAAGCUGAGUUUCUCCUGGACAUUCAAAGUGUGCAUCAGCUGGGUGAAAAGCCAGCUCUGUCUGGUCAUCUCGAACUGUGUCGCCCCCUACCUUUUUCCUUACUUCAUCCCCAUCUAUGGGGAUAAGCUGCUACGCAGCAAAAAGAGAAGAAAGAUCAGAGGCUUUGGGUCAAGGUGGCUGCUAGCCUAUGAAAAUGCAGUCUCCUUUCACUUCAGCAACUAUUUUGUCAGUUACCUAAGUGAAACGACCACUACUCUGGCAGGAGCAGGCUUCACUGAGGAGAAGGACAACCUCAAAUGGGAUAUGACUGUGGCCAAGCCCCUGAAUGUUGAGUUCCCAAGGUCUAUGGUAGAAGUGGUAACUUCCUGGAAUCUGCCCAUGUCCAGCUGGCUUAACACCUAUGUUUUCACAAGUGCUCUCAGUCUUGGAACGUUUCCUGCCAUCCUAGUGACAUACACAGCCAGUGCACUGUUGCAUGGUCUGAGCUUCCAUCUGGGUGCAGUCCUGCUGUCUCUGGGCUUCAUUACAUACAUCGAGCACGUUUUGCGGAAGAGACUAGCAACAAUUUUCAACGCAUGUAUUCUGUCAAAGAAAUGUGGGGCAAACUGCAAUCACCAGAACAAAAAGGCCCUGUGGGUAUACAUCAUUAAUAUUGCCUUCAGUGCCCUGACAGUGCUCCACCUGGCCUACCUGGGCUCUGUCUUUAACUCCAGUGUGGACUAUAUGGAUGAUGAUGAGGGCGAUGUGGCCAACCACACGAUUCAGAAGUGGACUGACCUGAGCUGGAUGUCUCACUGGCUGACUUUUGGUUGCUGGGUGGUCUACCGCAUCAUCCUUUAAUAGAGCUGUGGACUGAGGGAGAAAGAAGGCGAGCAAUAAUGAGAGGGGCUUGAUGGAACAGGGGCGUCCCUCCUGCACUGUGCCAUCCUUGUGCACGGGACACAUAGAGCUCAUGUCUAGGCUUUAAACUUUCUCCUCCAAACCAAAAGUGCUCAGGACAUGGCCUAUCUACUCUACAUCCUGCUGGGGAGUAUUUUUGAUACACUUGAAAUAAUGCCCUUCUCCGUCCUCAGAACAUUGUUCUACCUGAACUGGAUUUGUGACAGACGUGGCAUAUGACUCUGCGAUUCGCAAUCAGUAACUGUCAGUAUGGAGGUGAUCAGCCUCUCACGCCAUCCUAUGUACUUGUUAUCUUGCUACCCAGUUUACAGCUGACUGGAAAAGGACGCUCUUCCUCUAUGGUUUUUCCUUUGUUUGUAUAUAAAGAAAUAUUUGCUAUGUGUAUUACGCACUUAUUUCUUUAGCAUGCAAUCCCUAGUUUCAAAUAAGAGACAGUUUAUCAU
Molecule: messenger RNA, 2165 nt
Organism: Hypomesus transpacificus
Lineage: Eukaryota; Metazoa; Chordata; Actinopteri; Osmeriformes; Osmeridae
Product: protein-serine O-palmitoleoyltransferase porcupine-like
Exons: 15
Coding region: 274-1662 (462 amino acids)
Biological process (GO): protein palmitoylation; Wnt protein secretion; canonical Wnt signaling pathway
Cellular component (GO): membrane; endoplasmic reticulum
Molecular function (GO): Wnt-protein binding; palmitoleoyltransferase activity
Source: RefSeq, a predicted model, not a curated record